ACAGCUGAUGAAGUCCUGAGUAGAGUUAUAAAGAAGCAUAAAGCCAGUCUGAAGAGGAAGUUUGAGAACAUAUCUGAAGGCAUCAUCAAACCAGGAGCUGAGACACCCCUCAAUAAGAUCUACACGGAGCUCUACAUCACAGAGGGAGAGAGUGAAGGGGUGAAUAAGGAACAUGAGGUUUGGCAGGUAGAGUCAGCAUCCAGAGCACAAACCACAGAAGACACACCAAUCAACUGCAAUGACAUCUUCAAGCCCUUACCUGGACAGGAGAAGAACAUCAGAACUGUGAUGACCAAAGGUGUUGCUGGCAUUGGAAAAACAGUCUCAGUGCAGAAGUUCAUUCUUGAUUGGAUAGAUGGGGUAGCCAAUCAAAAUGUAGACUUUAUCUUUCCCAUUCCUUUCCGUGAGCUGAAUUUGGUCAGGAAUGAUCAGUAUAGUCUUCACAAACUUCUGCUUGACUUCCAUCCUGAACUGAAGGAGCUGAAGGAUGGUGAAGAAUACAACAACUGUCAGGUUGUGUUCAUCUUUGAUGGUUUGGAUGAAAGUCGAUUACCUCUGAAUUUCCAACAGAACAUGAUAUCUGAUUUAAAACAAAUAUCAUCAGUGGAUGUUCUGAUGACAAGCCUGAUUCAGGGAACUCUGCUUCACGCGGCACACAUUUGGAUAACCUCACGACCAGCAGCAGCCAGUCAAAUUCCUGCUCAGUGCAUCGAUCAGGUGACAGAAGUACGAGGGUUCAAUGACCGACAGAAGGAAGAGUACUUCAGAAAGAGAAUCAGUGAUGAGAAUCAGGCCGACAGAAUCAUCUCACACAUUAAGGCAUCCAGGAGUCUCCACAUCAUGUGCCACAUUCCAGUCUUCUGUUGGAUAGCAGCCACUGUACUUCAGCAGAUGCUGGACAAGACUGAAGACAUUCCCAAAACUCUGACUGACAUGUUCAUACACUACUUGCUCAUCCAGACCAGAAGGAAGGAUCAGAAGUAUGAGAGUGGAACUGAGACAGAAGAAGAGACAUAUCUUAAAACUCAGAAAGAAAUGUUACUGAAGCUUGGAGAACUGGCUUUCAAUUAUCUAGAAAAUGGCAAUCUGAUGUUUUAUGAGGAAGAUCUGAGAAAGUGUGGCAUUGAUGUCAGUGAAGUCUCAGUAUUCUCUGGCAUGUGCAAUGAAAUCUUCAAGGAAGAAUCUGUGUUUCACCAGAGGAAGGUCUACUGCUUCGUGCACCUGAGCAUUCAGGAGUUUCUGGCAGCUGUGUUUGUGUUUCACUCUUAUGUUACUGAGAACCUUGAGGCCCUAAAAUCCCUCCUCAGUGAAGAACAUGAACCCAGUCCUGUUUUAACAUCUCUUCAAUCAGUGCUGGGCUUACAAUCUCAUCAUUUACAUGUGUUACUUAAGAGUGCAGUGGAUAAGGCUUUGAAGAGCAAAAAUGGACACCUGGAUCUUUUCCUUCGCUUCCUUAUGGGCAUCUCUCUGGAGAGCAAUCAGAUACUUUUGAAAGGUCUACUGAACCACAAACACAGCAGCUCAAAGAGCACCAAGGAAAUAUGUAAAUACAUUAAGAAGCUCAACAGGGAAGAUCUCUCUCCUGAACGAUGCAUCAAUCUUUUCCAUUGCUUAUUUGAAAUGAACGAUCAUUCCAUGCACAAAGAAAUGACAAAAUAUCUGGAGUCACCGAAGAACAUCAACCAGAAAUUGUCCCCUGCUCACUGUUCAGCACUGGCCCACAUACUUCUGAUGUCUGAGGAGGUGCUGGAUGAGUUUGACCUGAAGAAAUACAACACAUCAGAUGAGGGACGCAGGAGACUGCUUCCUGCUGUGAGAUGCUACAGAAAGUUACGUUUUGUCACUAUGUUUUGCAGACUUGCUGAAUGCACAAUCAAAGAUAAGUCGUGUGGAAUUGUGGCUACUGUUCUACAGUCACCAAACUCCCUGACAGAGCUGGAUCUGGGUAACAAUGACCUGGGAGAUUCUGGAGUUCAGCUUCUCUCUAACGGACUGUGUAGUCCCCACUGCAAACUGCAGACAUUGAGACUUGCUGAAUGCACACUCACAGACAAGUGCUGUGGAAUUGUGGCUAUUGUUCUACAGUCACCAAACUCCCUGACAGAGCUGGACCUGGGUAACAAUGACCUGGGAGAUUCUGGAGUUCAGCUCCUCUCUAAUGGACUGCGUAGUCGCCACUGCAAACUGCAGACAUUAAGGCUCUCUGAUUGUCUCAUCUCAGAAAAGGGUUGUAUUUGUCUGGCUUCAGCUCUGUCUUCAAACCCCUCCCACCUAAAAGAGCUGGAUCUGAGCUACAAUCAUCCCGGAGAAUCAGGACUGAAGCUGUUAUCUGUUAUACUGGAGGAUCCUGUCUGUAAACUGGAGAAGCUUAAUGUCUGGAAUGAGCUCACACUGGACCCAAACACAGCAUACAGACAUCUCUAUCUCUCUGAGGGGAACAGAAAGGUGACAUGGGUGUAUACGAGGAAGCCGUAUCCUGACCACCCAGAGAGAUUUGAUUUGUGGUCUCAGGUGUUGUGUAGAGAGGGUCUGUCUGGACGCUGUUACUGGGAGGCUGAGUCGAGUGGGCGUGGGGCUGAUAUAUCUGUGGCGUAUAAAAGCAUCAAGAGGAAAAGGAGGAGUGAUGACAGUCUGCUGGGACGUAAUGACAAGUCCUGGAGUUUUUCUCACACUUACUCUGCCUGGCACAAUAAAGAACACACUGUCAUACCUGUCCCCUCCUCCCGCUCCAGAAGAGUAGGAGUGUACCUGGACUGGCCGGCCGGCUCUCUGUCCUUCUACAGCGUCUCCUCUGACACACUCACCCACCUUCACACGUUCCACUCCACAUUCACUGAGCCCCUCUAUCCAGGGUUUGGGCUUUAUCAUGCCUCCUCAUUGACCCUGUGCCAGAUCACAUGA
Messenger RNA from Clupea harengus (Atlantic herring), 2901 nucleotides. RefSeq names its product NACHT, LRR and PYD domains-containing protein 3-like. The record is from RefSeq and is a predicted model, not a curated record. The annotation marks the transcript as partial. Gene Ontology annotation, molecular function: protein binding. NCBI's taxonomy places the organism in Eukaryota, Metazoa, Chordata, Actinopteri, Clupeiformes, Clupeidae. The transcript is spliced from 6 exons.